AUGAGGAUCGCCUGUUGUUGGUUACUCUUCCUCGCCGUUCUCUGCGUUCGAGGCUCGUUCCAACGAGCCAACAAACGAGCCAUUGAUACGGAGAGCAAGUCGGAUAGAACGGCGAAUAACGAUGCGCUGUCUCGUACGGGGAACGAAGACGCGACGAAGAAGAUCGCGAACAUGAAGAAAUUGCAGGAGUUGUUGAAAAAAGCGACAAAUUCUACCACGAACACAACUACACAGGUGACAGCAGUCAGACAAGGUCCAUGCCAAUGCGGAGGAGGAAUUUGUGGAUGUUGCUCUAGAAUUCUGUUCGAUACGUGGAAACAGAAAGCUUGCGUGAACGUCACAUACGAACCGGAAGAGUUCGCCUUCACUGCGAAAAUCUCGAUGAACGACAGAGUUUUGUACACGAGAACUGUGUCUGGAAAGAACCCGCGACCGGUAUGCGUGCCAGUGCCACGAAUUCCGAUUGUUAAAGCAUGCGUUCGAUUUUACAACAUAUACUUCCAGGGUAGAAAUAUGCACAUGUGCGUGAACAUGGAGGGGAAAUUCCGGGACGUCACGAUGUUCAAGGUCGGUUUAGAUUGCAUUAGAUUCGGUUCUAAUGGGCUGGCUCUGGUGAAGCCAGAGGACGGAGGUGGAAUAGGUCAAAUAGAAUUCUUGCCAGGUGACGACGAUGAUGAGGAUGAGGACGAUUAUGAUUACGACGACGAAGACGACGAAGACGACGAUUUACUUGAUUUCUGA
This is a messenger RNA of Habropoda laboriosa, 741 nucleotides long. RefSeq lists its product as uncharacterized. The transcript is spliced from 3 exons. NCBI's taxonomy places the organism in Eukaryota, Metazoa, Arthropoda, Insecta, Hymenoptera, Apidae. The record is from RefSeq and is a predicted model, not a curated record. The coding region runs from base 1 to 741 and encodes 246 amino acids.